Molecule: messenger RNA, 1192 nt
Organism: Paramecium tetraurelia
Lineage: Eukaryota; Ciliophora; Oligohymenophorea; Peniculida; Parameciidae
Exons: 7
Biological process (GO): positive regulation of RNA polymerase II transcription preinitiation complex assembly
Cellular component (GO): proteasome regulatory particle, base subcomplex; cytosolic proteasome complex
Molecular function (GO): proteasome-activating activity; ATP hydrolysis activity; ATP binding
Source: RefSeq, a predicted model, not a curated record
AUUUAAAAUAUUCAAGAUGGCUGAUCAAAAUUAACGUAAUGUAUUAGAAGCUAAAUACAUCAAACUUUUAAAGGAAGUUGAAGAUAAGGAAAGACAUGUGAAAGAAUUGAGAGCAUAAACAAAAUAAAGGAAAAUUGAGUUUGAAAGGUUUGAAGAUAAUAUCAAAAGUUUGAAUAUAAGAGGUCAAGCAGUUGGAGAAAUAUUAAUGAAAAUAAGUGAUGAAAAAUAUAUUUCAAAAUUGAAUAGUGGACCUAGAUAUGUAGUGGGUGCCAAACCUAAGCUAGAUAGGGAGAAAUUAGUAGUAGGAACAAGAAUAGCACUUGACUAAGAAACAUAUACAAUAGUUAGAAUAUUGCCAAGAGAAGUGGAUCCAUAAGUUUUCCAUAUGGCUCACGAAGACCCAGGAAAGGUUAAAUUUGAUGAAAUUGGUGGUUUAAAUGAUCAGCUUCGUGUUUUAAGAGAAACAAUUGAAUUACCCAUAACCAAUCCUGAAUUAUUCAAGAGAGUAGGUGUGAAACCACCUAAAGGAUGUUUAAUGUAUGGUCCUCCAGGUACUGGUAAGACCUUGAUUGCAAGAGCUUUGGCUUGCAAUGUCUAAGCGAAAUUUUUGAAAAUUGUUGCUUCGAGUAUUGUAGAUAAGUACAUUGGAGAGAGUGCUAGAGUGAUAAGAGAAAUGUUUACAUAUGCUAAGGAGAAUUAGCCUUGCAUUAUUUUUAUGGACGAAAUUGAUGCCAUUGGAGGAAGAAGGUUUAGUGAUGGUACAUCUGCAGAUAGAGAGAUACAAAGAACUCUUAUGGAAUUGUUAAAUCAAUUGGAUGGUUUCGAUGAUUUGGGUAAGGUCAAAGUGGUCAUGGCUACCAAUAGACCAGACAUUUUGGAUCCAGCCCUUUUAAGACCUGGUAGAUUAGAUAGAAAGGUGGAGAUCCCAUUGCCUAAUGAAUAAGCCAGAUACGAUAUUUUGAAGAUCCAUUCAAGAACUAUUACAACCAAAGGAGAAGUGGAUUUUGAAUAGUUAGCAAAAUUGUGUGAAGAAUUUAAUGGAGCUGAUUUAAGAAAUGUUUGUACCGAAGCAGGUAUGUUUGCCAUUAGAGCAGAUAGAGAUUAUGUUAUUGAGGAGGAUUAUUUCAAAGCAGGAAGAAAAAUUAAAGAGGCCAAAAAAUUAGAAUCUAAACUAGAGUAUUAAAAGGUUUGA